CCAAAGGCAUCCAAAAGAAUUCCGCACCGUCCAUAUGGAUGGCCGAGAAAGAUGGCCGCCCUGAUACCGAGGUAUACUCUACAAGCAGCAAGAAAGCAGACAACAUGCAUCGCGGCAGUUGCAGUGCAGACGAAUCACUACUCGUCGCAGCCGCGAAUCAUCAAAGAUCCCACGACCGCCUCCUUGAAAAGAGGCACAGGUGGCCGUAGCUCCUUCAAUGGCAUGGUAUGCACCCUGUUUGGCGCAACUGGAUUCGUCGGCCGUUACGUAUGCAAUCGCCUUGGCAAGAUCGGUACUCAGUUAAUAAUACCGUACAGAGGUGAUAUGUAUGACUGCAUGCCCCUGAAGCUCUGCGGAGAUUUGGGGCAAAUCUUGUUUCACCCAUUUCACCUGCGCGACACCGAAUCGAUAAAAAAGUGUAUCAAAUACUCCAACGUCGUGAUCAAUCUAAUUGGACGAGAUUGGGAGACUAAGAACUUCACUUACCACGAGGUGAACGUUGAGGGUGCCAGAAGACUCGCUAGGCUGUGCAAGGAGGCCAACAUUGAGCACUUCAUCCAUGUGUCUGCCUUGAACGUGGGCGACGAAUUGGAGUCACACUUAUUGGACGGUGGUUCGGAAUUCCUUCGCACGAAAUGGGAAGGCGAGUGUGCGGUGCGAGAGGAAUUUCCCGAGGCUACGAUUAUCCGGCCGUCGGAUAUAUGGGGUCAGGAGGACCGAUUUUUACGCUCAUUCUCUGGAAUAAUGAGACAUCAUUUCAAGACCGUACCGUUGUGGGAAAAGGGUGAAAAGACGGAGAAACAGCCGGUAGCUGUGUACGAUGUCGCCGGAGGUAUUACGGCUAUUGCGCGAGAUCCUAAAAACACAGCUGGCAAGACUUACCAAUUUGUCGGGCCGCAUCGUUACAAACUGUCCGAAUUACUUGACUGGUUCCAUCGGAUACGGAUACGCGACCCAGUCCAAUAUGGCUACAAGAGACUGGACUUGAAAUACGCUCCACUUUUCAAAGUUAAAGUUACCUUGAACGAAUUAAUCAGUCCGGCAUAUCCAAUAGGACAUUUACAGUGGGAACGUUUGGAAAGAGAAACUCUGUCCGAUAAGGUGUUAAACACAUUGCCAACUCUAGAGGAUCUCGGCAUUGCGUUAACGACGAUGGAAUCGCGAAUGCACUGGGAGUUGAAGCCGUACCGCAAAGACGUUCAAUAUAUGGAGAGUGUUGGCGAAUUCGAUCCUAUUCCGAAUCCACCGACUGUUUCAAUUCACUAAACGCUUUCUAACAAUGUGCUAGAUUAAUAUAAGUAUAGAAUGAAAUAUGUACUCUUACUGUUAAGUGAUACUUGCUGUAAAGAGUAUAUUGUUAAUUAAAUAUCGCGGUCUCAGAUACACAUUAAA
Molecule: messenger RNA, 1392 nt
Organism: Vollenhovia emeryi
Lineage: Eukaryota; Metazoa; Arthropoda; Insecta; Hymenoptera; Formicidae
Gene: ND-39
Product: NADH dehydrogenase [ubiquinone] 1 alpha subcomplex subunit 9, mitochondrial
Exons: 7
Coding region: 52-1266 (404 amino acids)
Cellular component (GO): mitochondrion
Molecular function (GO): protein-containing complex binding
Source: RefSeq, a predicted model, not a curated record